This is a messenger RNA of Gigantopelta aegis, 1248 nucleotides long. RefSeq names its product matrilin-3-like. NCBI's taxonomy places the organism in Eukaryota, Metazoa, Mollusca, Gastropoda, Neomphalida, Peltospiridae. The record is from RefSeq and is a predicted model, not a curated record. Bases 180 to 728 code for a protein of 182 amino acids. The transcript is spliced from 5 exons.
AAUAUAUGCUGGCAGCGUCGUGGGUAGACAACAUAUGUCUCCGUGUUGACGUUUAACACGGUGUCUAGAGUGCGAGAAGUUUUGUAUUGUUUUCUUGUUAACAAAAACCCACGAAAACAAUUUUAGUGUUUACAAACCUCGCUUCACUACUAGACGUUCUUCUUCCUAGUGGUCAAAUAAUGAAGGUAUUCUUACUGAUUUUUGCAGCUUUGUUCGGGUCGACCAGAUCACAGGCUCAGUGUGGUGCAGCCUGCCAGGCGACGAAAGGGAUCUGUGUAGACGAUGGUCAGGGUUCUAUGUACUGCUCCUGUUCAGCUGGAUUCUCACAAGCACCAGGAGAUCCCACCUCGUGUGUUGCAUCCUCUAUCCUCGUGACGUCAGGGUGUCGCUUCAUGGGAUGUGGAGCCCAUGCGGACUGCAAGGAAAACAAAUUGACUGGGAAGUAUGAAUGCAUGUGUCAAGCCGGUUUCGAGAAGAACCCGAACAAGAACUCGGAAUGUAUUCGUAGUAAAGCGAGUGCCCCCAAGUUUAAUGGGUGCAGGUAUAUCGGGUGCGGAGACCCGCAGUUUGGGCGGUGUAUUUUUACGACCACUGGUACUUACCAGUGUCAAUGUUACACCAACGCCCAGCUCGAUUUCUUCACACAGAAGUGUGUAGAGAAACCUUAUGACAUGUUUUCUGGUAACUCGUUCUGGCCAUACAUGUUUAUGGGCGACUGGCUCUGGUGAAACUACUCAAGAGACGAUAUCACGUGUACAUAAGAGGAGGCAGAGAAGGAAAUCAACGGACUAGACUACUAUUACCCACGAUUUGUGUUUGCAUCUGAGAUUCACGUUUAGAGUUAUCAAUUGUUUUUACAUUAUUAGAAUACCCGGAAACCUGUGUUUCGUUCUGUAGAUCUAUCUGCUAGAACAGUCCUGUGUUACCGAGUUAUAUAAGUGCAGUGUAUCUCUUAAGAGUAAACAUCAUCUAAAAGGUGGCAUCACGAUUCCAUAAUGUGCUUCGAAUGCAAUUUCAAGACAAAAGAGAUGACUUAAAAUGCGUAUAUGAUAAAACUAUUAUUGUUCACACCUUUGUAAAGGUAGGAAUUGACACGGUCGGCCGUCAGUAAGACUCGAGUUAGUUACCUGUCGUCGUGCUGACAUCUAUCUGUUAGAUAUGAACUCUACUGUAAGACAGUCGUUUGAUUUAUUUGGCAUUCCGUCUGUACAAAAUAUCAUCAUUAGGAAAAUAAAUGAAGUUUUAUUA